GUCUGAUCGUCACGUCGCGACGCGUCGGUUUGUUUCAAUUCCGUGUACGACUUUAAAGAAGAUAUCUACUCGAGUCGUAGUAAGAAGGAAGAGUGGAGAGUAGAGAGUGGAGAGAGAGAGAAAGAGAGAAAGAAAAAGAGAGAGUAUUCGACUCGCGCUACAAAAGAGAGUAUUCCCUAUUGUCUCGGGGAAACUGCCAUUUUCUAUUGUAUCUGAACAGCGCCGGCCCUGAGUUUGCUUCCUUCUACAUAGGAGGGUGCGCGCGCGUAUCUUAUCCACACACGUAGAUACACACGCACGCACACAAAGUGGGGAAGGAGACAGUGACGACCUGGAAAAUUUGGAACGCGCCGAUGCAUUUCCUCUUCCUUGCUCGCUCGGGAAACGAGUCAAGGACAAGUUCGGAAGUUACGACCGAUUUAGGAACGACCUUUUCGCUGCUCGUUUCCAGUAUUUGCGAGGAACGAUAUACUUUCGAAUUUAUUUCUCGCGUUACGUAACGGGAUAUUAAAUAUUUAUUCUAUCUCAUUCUUUGCCCAACCGCGUACGAAUGGAAAAAAUAGAGGGAAAAUUAAUUUCCCAAGAUUAUUUUUAUUUCGUCACAUACCUCGAAAAGGCAGCAAUUAUCGCGAUGAAAUAAGUAUCAAAAUUAAAUUCAACGAUUGCGCAAGAAAUAAGAGUAAUUUCUCAUUCCCACUCUUAUUACGCGCCAGUUAUAAGUGCGCUCUUUUCCUACUUUUUUUUUUACUUUUCCUUCGUGUUCCGUUUUUUCCCCCUUUUCCGUUUCGCGAAUUUGUUUCUUAAUUCAAAGAAAUAUUUUUAUACGCGAUUUUUUUUUUAUAAGCGAUUGAGUUUUUCAUAAAUAAUCGAAAGAAAUAGAACGCAAGAAUGAUCGGUUGUUCAACUUUACAUAUGCAUUCAGCGAGAUAAGAAUUAGUUUUUUUCCGCGAACACGUGACUCGAUUGACAAGCGUCUGUGUAAUAACAAUGCAUCAUCGCUUUGUAAAUUUCCUUGGCGUGAAAGUAUAACGAGAUCGAGGUGACUAGAUCGAGGCGCAAAACGUGGCGCAAGGUCCGCGUCACGUACUCGUUUACCCUUCUUCGAUCGCGAACCCUCGACAGAUGUUUCAAAGCCGACCCUUCGCCGAUCCGAGAAACGAGCCCUGUCGUCGGGUUUACGGCUCGAUUAGGACUCACGCGUUCAACACAUGUCGCGUGAAACGAUAUGCACGCAGACCGGUUGCAUAGCGUUUUCGAAUGGUAAUCACAAUCGCCUCGCCCAGAUAAAUUUUCGCGAUACGAUUUCACCGAUAGGAUGCGCGCGUCUUUCGAUCGCGGUUGAACUAUACGCAUGGAGAUGGUUUUCGAUUAAUAGGGAGAGGUAUCGAUUAUUCGAAUCCCGGCCAUCCAAUGUCGAGAAAAAUUCGUAUCUGGCGUCCAAGAGUACAAAUCCCACGUAAGAGUACGAUCCUACGUUAUUACGCAUAAUUUUAAAUUUGAAAAAUACAUCGUUUGCACAGAUGCACCGGUUAGCACAGCGCGACUCGUUCGUCGACUAUCGAUCCCGGCCCGUUAUCAAUUACACGGUAUAUUUGAACAAUUUUCCGAUAAACGCGGAACGACACCUGGUUCGACUCGACUUUUCGAUUCUUACCUCUCGACGAACAUUCUUUUAUUCUAUCUUUACUUACUUACUUACUUACUUACUUAUUCGUCGCACGAUAAAACGAAGCGGUGGCCAAGUUUUCGAAGGCAUGGAAAUCCGAAAUUGAAUUCGCAAAAGAGGAGAACGCGAAUCCUUUCUUUCUUCGAACCGACUUCUAAUUCGAUCCUGUCCCCCCUCCCUUCCCCCUAUAUCCAGUAUUCAAAGAGGGUGAAAGAGCGAGAAGAGCCCUUUCCCCACGUUCUGUUAUUCACCCCACGUUUUAUCCACGGUGUCCGGAAGCGUGAAGCGUGGGACACGCGUGCGAGCCUUGUGCGGCGCAUCGGGAAACAUGGACAGGGAAGGCAGGCGCGAAUCGAAUAGAAUCGAACGGAGUCGAAUCGAACGGUGUGGAAUCGAAUGAGUGGAGAGAAGCGUUAGUGAGGGAGCGGAGUGGCGCGCGCGCUCGGCUCCGUGUUGCACGCGGCUCCGCCGUAUUGUGUAUACGGAGUUGGAUUUCGAGGAUCGAUCGUGGACGGUACGGGACGACCGACAGUCAGGUACAGUCAGUCGUUUCGAGGCUACCGAGCUAAACGGGUGUCGUUCGACGUUCAGAGCCGCGCCGGUUCUGCCCUCUUCCUCUUUCUCUUCCAAACUGUUAGCCUGCUGUUCGUCGUUCGACCGCGCGCCUAUCUCGCUUCUCUCUUUCUCCUCGCGCGAUUACAGUGCACGCUUCUCUUCGGAGACCAUGAAGAGUGUCGUAAAGACGGCGUCCAGUCUUCUCGCCUUGGCAGUGAUCCAGUCUGUCAUGUGCGCAUCCGUCACGGAAACCGUGGCCAACUUCUUCCCCGAGGUGGAAGGAAACCUCACCAAGAUCACUUGGGCCCACGCCGUGAACAACAAGACAAUGUUGAACAAGACGUUGGAAGGAAACGCGAUGAUGCUGGAGGCAGACGUCGUGCUUGGCAAAGUAACAGGACAGGACGUUCAACAACCGAUAAUGGCCCAUCCACCGGCGAACGAGAGCGAUCUGUCGCUCGAGAAUUUCCUCAACACCGUGAUCGAGAGGAAGGGGAUCAAGAAGGGCGUAAAGCUCGACUUCAAGACCGUCGAGGCGUUCAACGCGAGCAAACCUAUCCUGGACAAGGUUCGCGAUAACUUGACAUUCCCCGUGUUCCUGAACGCCGAUAUAUUGGAAGGACCCACUAAUGCAACCGCCACACCGGUCGACCCGAAAUUCUUCGUCACCCAAGCGAAGACGUAUCCGAAAUACACUCUGUCGGUCGGCUGGACUACGAGCUACGCGAGCUCGGAGAACAACACUGAGAAUAUCGACCGAUACACGGAACAGCAAGUUCAACGGAUGAUCAAUACUCUGAAAGAGCAGCAAGUUACCCAGCCGGUAACUUACCCCGUAAGAGCCGGCCUCGCGGCCAACGAUAUAAACGUGAUGAAAAUGUUGAUGGAAAAUUCGACCGGGUCGGGGAUCAAGAACGCGACCUUGACCGUGUGGUCGAGCGAGGGGGACAAGGUGAACGCGGAAAAGUUGUCGCAACUGAUACGAGAGAUAGGGGUCGAGAAGGUGUACGUGGACGUGCCCAAAGAGCUGAUGGACAAGCUUCGACUGUCGGCCGCAUCCAGCCCGAGGCCGGCCACUCUCGUGCUGGCCGCCACGCUUUUCCUCGCCGUCUCCCUCUCCACCAUGUUGUGAACGAUCCCAACAAUUUCGCCCGCCCCGUUUCGCGCGCUUCGCUCCCGGGGACGGGCGGAGGGGGGGCGGGGGGAAGCGCCUCGAAUCGCCUUCCACGCGUCCCCUUCCCCGCGCCCCUCCCCCCGCCUUCCCCCCGUCGACGAGAGGGAAGAGGCGAGGCGAGAUCGAUGACGAGAGCCACGAAAUCGAGUCGCGGCCGAUCCGAUUUGCUCUCGUUUUUCGAACUCGUCGAGCCCCCGUCGAGCCUGUGUACUUGUUUUUUAGUACGGUAGCGUUAAGCUUAAGUCCGCGAAACGGACUUUUUUCUAAGUAUUCUAAGGAAGCUUUCCUCUAGAGACACAGAUUAUUAUACAUUAUACAUUAUUAUUAUUAUUAUUAUUAUUAUUAUUAUUAUUAUUCCCCUCGCGACCACCAUGCUUUCGAUCGUCAAUCUCGAUGUUUCUACUUUUUUCUUCUUCUUUUUCUUCUUUUUCUUUUCGUCUUCGUUUUUUUUCUUUUCCUUCUCGCGAUCCAUAAUUUUAGAGAGAAUCUUUUUUUUUCGAACGAGAAUCAUAGAACGAGGCGAGGCGCAUUUCUCCUUUCGUAUCUCGAUUUUUAAGAUAAAAAGGAUUAAAGAAGUAAUAAUAAUAAGAUAGAGUAAGUAAGAUAUAAGAUAUGUAUAAGAGUAAGAGGCAUACCUAAGGCGGAAAGAUUCGCAUCGAUAGAUUUUGCUUUGAUAAUAAUUAAGAAAGAAACGUUCCUUGUUGUUUACCGUUUCUUUUUUUUUCUUUUUCUUCCUUUCUUUCUUUUUUUUUCCUCGAUGUAUUCUACACACACACACACACACACACGUACACGCAGACACACAUACACGCACACGUUUUAAUAUUAUUUUACAUCUCGUACAACGCAAGCGAUGUAAUCGAUGACCGCGGUACGAAUCGAUCGACGGAUCGAUCGGAGGAGAGAUCCGGUUCGAGAUCUUUUUUCGCGUCGAUACUCCGCGAGGAAUCGUACGUAGUGCGUUAUAUCGUACCUAUUUAGUGUUCAUCGACGUAUCUCCUGUACCUGCCUUCGACAUAUCUCAGACAUAGUUUCAGGAACAAGAAAUGCAGAGUAAUAAGAAACGAACAAAAAAAAAAAAAAAGAGAAAAGAAAAGAACAAAACGGUAUUAAACUUUAUCGAAGCUGUAACGCUGUAUGUCUGCAAGCCAAAGGAUUGUGAACGCGAUUGUGAAUACGGUGCACCCGCGCACCGCGUUUGAUAACGAAACAAUAAAAUUACGCGCAAAAUUGA
Messenger RNA from Apis cerana (Asiatic honeybee), 4629 nucleotides. Its product is annotated as protein FAM151B. The record is from RefSeq and is a predicted model, not a curated record. Lineage: Eukaryota; Metazoa; Arthropoda; Insecta; Hymenoptera; Apidae.